AUGGAAAGAUGGUAUGGACCGUAUUGCCGCAGAAAAAGAAACUACUCGAGCCCAAUUAUCAUUGGCCAAAAAUCAACUUCAAAGAAGAAGAAUAGCUUGGUUCAAUCAAGAAAAAUAGAGGAGCUCGAGGCUCGGUUGGCCUCCGAACUUGCCGAGGCCCAAUCUGACACCGAAAAAGCAAACGCUAAUGUGGAUGCAUUCGUGGCCGUCUAUCGGGCCGUUGAUGAAGCUCCUCAGGUACAGGAAAGAGAGGCGGCCGAGACCACUAACACUCGAGCACAUUGGGUUGCUGAACUUGCUAAAUGCCGAUCUCAGAGGGAGACCCUCGAGGAGAUCCAUGCUCGAGGAGGGUCUACUUUAAACAUAAUUAGUGCUUACGUGCCUCAAGCGGGAAUGGACGAAGAGGUGAAAAGACACUUUUGGGAGGAUUUAGACGGGUUGGUGAAUGGAAUUCCGCACAGCGAAAAGCUAAUUAUAAGAGGAAAUUUUAAUGACCACAUCGGGACGACUUCUAGGGAUUAUGACGGUGUGCAUGCCGGCUUCGAUUUUGGCGAUAAAAACGAAGGAGGAACUUCAAAAUUCCAGUGUGCUAAAGCUUUUGAUUUUGUGAUUGCUAACUCGUGUUUCUCGAAGAAUGAGGAGCAUUUGGUCACAUUUCAGAAUACGGUGGCAAAAAUCCAGAUUGAUUAUGUACUAUUCAGGAAGUAUGAUAGAGGUCUUUGCACGGAUUGUACGGUUAUUCCGAGUGAGGAUCUCACGACUCAACAUAGGCUAUUGGUGAUGGACUUAGAGAUCAUAAGGAAAAGGAAGAAGAGGGAUGUGUAUGGUCAACCUAGGAUUAGGACGGGAGCCUUGACCAAGGACAAAGCUCAGCAUACGGGAGAAAAGUUACCGGCUAUAGGGCCUGGGGGAGUAGUGGAGACGUGA
Molecule: messenger RNA, 927 nt
Organism: Nicotiana tabacum (common tobacco)
Lineage: Eukaryota; Viridiplantae; Streptophyta; Magnoliopsida; Solanales; Solanaceae
Source: RefSeq, a predicted model, not a curated record